UGCAUGCGUUAUUCCCAUUCAUUUUUAAUCACUUGCGUGGGCCAUACAUCCGCACGUGAUUGUUAUAAAUAUAUAACAAAACUAAUUACUGAUAAUUUUAUUAUGAACACAUUAGUGACACAAACAGUUUGCGGCACUUUUGCGUAGAACUUUAUUUGUAGUGUUUAUUUUUUUUUUAAAAAAGUGUUUUUUUUUUUGUGAAAAUGAGGUGUGAGUGGCCAGAACUUACUAAAUGUUGUUUUUGUUUACCAUUGCGAAAGGGUUUGCUAGCGUGGGGAUAUUUUAAGUUGAUUAUAAACCUGAUGUUGACUGGAUUGAUGUGCACACAUCUAUGCGAGAUAAUAAUGUAUCAUCGCCGUGUGUCGAUACCUGGCAUUUGUGUUCUAAUAUCUAUUAUUCUAGCAUUUGUUGUAGACGCUAUAUUCCAAAUCAUAUUUAUCGUCAGCGCUCAUAAGAAAAACUACAAAUACAUCCGAUGUUACUUCAGAUAUAACCUAGUGGUUCUAGGUGCAGUGUGUAUCUGUUCGUUAGUCUACAUCAGCUAUUUACUGUACGCGCUAAGAGAAUAUGUAUUCGUCAUUUUCUUCCUACCGUUUGCCAUGCCUAUGCUACUGUUUAUAAUAUUUUAUCAAUUCGUCCACUUAUACUUCCUGAUAUUAUCAAGAAGUGAAUUCAAGAAACUGAAGAAUAAUGCAAAAUUCGAAUUCGUAAAUCAGUUGGAAGAAGCCAGAUGUACUGCUGAUAUUGCUUCUGCGACGAUCGCCUAAUUCCUGCAUUCCCGCCUGAUAUAUUUAACUAGUUGUGCCAUGCGGUUUUAAUCGCAUUGCUCCGCUCCUAUUGGUCUAAGCGUGAUUAUAUAUAGCCCAUAGCCUUCCUCAAUAAAUGGGCUAUCUAACACUGCAAGAAUUUUUCAAAUCGGAAGAGUAGUUCCUGAGAUUAGCGCGUUCAAACAAACAAACGCUUCAGCUUUAUAAUAUUAGUAUAGUAGAUUUUGCAAUGGCAACAAUCGCUUAUAAUAUUAUGGCAAAUAAAAGCUCUUAUUUACAUACUUGUGACUAGCAAAUAGUCAUCUUCUUGCCAUAAAGAGAAAAAAAAACGUAACCAACGUAACGUAAAUACAAAAUAUAGAGGUAUUUUGUCUGCAUAAAAUUUGAGUGCUUUUGAUCAUGAUUAGUUAGUAUUAUAUUGUCUGGUUAGAGCAAUCUCUCAAUGAUAAUAUUAUGGAGAGUAGAGGUAGUAUUUAUAGUUGUAUAUAUUAUCGUAGUAGUAGAGGUAAGGAAAAUAAUCUCAUAAUAUUAUGUACUAUGAAGUAAACUGAAAAAGUGUAUGUCUGAAUAUGUCUGAUAAGAGAAUGGUUCAAAAAGAGAGAUUGUUCUCUCUUUUGAAAUAGCGCUGUUUUGAAAAAGUUUUUAUAUAAUGUGAACUUAGCACUUUGGCACUAUUUGUUUACUAUUUAAUACUGUUUCGUUACACUUAUUAUGAAAAUUCUAAUAUUUGUUAAGCGCUAUUUCUAUGUUUAUAGUUAUUACAUUUCUAAGUAAGUUAAAGAUUAAUAAAAUAUUAUUCGAUACAA
Messenger RNA from Colias croceus (clouded yellow), 1573 nucleotides. RefSeq lists its product as uncharacterized. NCBI's taxonomy places the organism in Eukaryota, Metazoa, Arthropoda, Insecta, Lepidoptera, Pieridae. The coding region runs from base 204 to 767 and encodes 187 amino acids. The record is from RefSeq and is a predicted model, not a curated record. The transcript is spliced from 4 exons.